Molecule: messenger RNA, 2085 nt
Organism: Aspergillus novofumigatus IBT 16806
Lineage: Eukaryota; Fungi; Ascomycota; Eurotiomycetes; Eurotiales; Aspergillaceae
Exons: 6
Coding region: 1-2085 (694 amino acids)
Biological process (GO): 'de novo' NAD+ biosynthetic process from L-tryptophan
Cellular component (GO): cytoplasm
Molecular function (GO): indoleamine 2,3-dioxygenase activity; heme binding; metal ion binding
Source: RefSeq, a predicted model, not a curated record
AUGACACCUGUCGCAAUUAUCACUGGUGCCUGCCCCGGAAUUGGGCUUGCCAUGUCCAAGGAGCUCAUCCAUCGAGGCUACAAGGUGUUCAUGGGCGACAUCAACCCCAAAGGUGGCGAGGUAGUUGAUGCCUUGGCACUCCCUUCCGAUGCCCCUGCACCUACAUUCGUCUGCGGAAAUGUUGCUUCCUUCGAAGACCAAGCCAGGCUCUUUGAAGCUGCCUAUUCCUUCGCGCAGCACAUUGACGUCUUCCUGGCCAAUGCAGGCGUGGAUGACAGGGAAGAUCUUCUCGCCGAGCCUGCCGAUCCCACUUUCAACUCCAAGCCAACACCGUACAAUGCAGCCACUGCCGAUAUCAACCUAGGCGCUGUUUUUCAGGGCUUCAAGCUCAUGGUGCACUAUAGUCGCCGUGCCCAAUACGAUGCAAAGGCCGCAGGCUCCGCCCCUCCCCCACUUGGCCGCAUGGUUGUCACUUCAUCGACAUUCGGGCUGUACCCAUUUCCCACGAAUCCAGUCUAUGCCGCCACCAAACACGCCACAAAAGGAUUUGUCCAGAGCCUUGGCCGCCGCGCUGAGCAGGAAGCAAACUUCACGCUGAACGCCAUCCUGCCGGCUUUUGUGCCAACGGGUUUAGCCCCCGAGGGGCUGGUGGCACAGAUCCGAGACAGAGGCUACAUAACGUCCAUGGAGACUGUUGUGAAGGCGCUGGAUUUGUUCCUGGGCGAGACCGCGGAGCUGCCGGAUCACGUUCAGAGAAUCGAGCUUCCUGGUGCUGCAGCGGGCGAUGGGCCUCUUACCGGAGAAUGUGCGGAAGUAAGCAUGACUGAAAUUUACUUGCGCGGUUCUGUUCCAUUUGCGAAUGACAGCCAACGAUGGUUUUCGGAGGAUCCAGAUGGCCUUUGUGUGGCCCCGCUUGUUGUAUACGACGAUUGGCCGUCAGCUCUCCAGCCAUAUAAAGACAUAUACCAUGAGGUGGUGCCACAACUUUCUUCUUCUACUCCGCUUCUUGAUGAUGAUACUCUCAUGGCCCGUCGUGAGUCCUUUCGGUCUCGCAUGCGUGAGCUUUUGAAAGAGCGGAUAGAUUUGCUCGAGGUGGGACGGCUGUUGAACGAGGCCGAAGCCGGCAACUGGACUAGCCUCCGCCGUGAGCAGCUGAAUGGUGUUUAUUGUGCCAUUUCUGUUUUAAGACAUGCGUACAGAUGGGCAACCAUCCCCGUCGUAAAAGUCGCACAAGCCGAAACCGUGAUAGACUUUCCCGUCGAACUUGAUAGUGCUUGGGCCCCGCUUCAACGACAUUUUGGCUGCACCGCAGAAAGCGGAAACAAUACGGCAAAUGUAUUGUAUAAUUUCACCCCUGAUGGCAACCGGAUGUUUAAGAUCAACAUUGGCCAGUCAGAUGAAAUUGUAUCGUCCGAAGAGGCAUUCUUCCGCAUGUUCUAUGACAUUGAAGCCUUGGCGCGUGUUGUCUAUAUUGACAUGGUUGAGGCAAUUGUCGCAUUUGAGGAGAACCGAAAAGCAGACUCUCUGCGACGCCUCCAACAACUCAAACCCAAGUUGGACAAAAUCUACCAAGUAUUCUAUGACGGCCUGGUUGAUGCCAAGGUAUCCCGGAAAGUUUGGCUGAGCUACUGCCAAGGCUUUCAGGGUUGGGGUGUUGGCCGGGUUAUCGAUGGCCGCCAUGUCAAGUACGACGGUCUAUCGGGAAACCAUGUUCUCAUCUUUCAAGCAAUCGAUGCUUUCUUUGGCAUGGAACGCUACCUUAUCGACGAGAACAUGAUCCGCUACAUCCCUGUCCGCCAGCGCGAGUUUACGAGCGUCUUGAGACGGCACUCUAUCCGCGCCCAGAUUGAAAAAGGGGAAGAUGAAGAGAUUCGGGCGGAGAUAGGCAAGCUUGUGCAGGCCAUGAAACUCUUCCGCGCGGCACACAGGACGCGAGUAAUCCCGUACCUGAAGCAGCCAGCACCAGAGAGACGAAUCAUGACGGCGGGCAAAUCCGUUUUGGAGAACGAGCACACAAACGGACUCGAAGACGCCUUGGCCCCGCUGAACAAGAUGAUGACGACUAGACUGCAGGAGACUGUCUAG